AUGACAUCGACCAACCCAUCAUCAGGCCGACCUUUAACAGGCAAUGCUCAAUUGACACUGUCCGACUUCCCGAACGAAGUCUUGAUUCAAAUAUUCUCUCUCCUGGAAUCGGAAACCGAUGCCUUCAUCGACACUACCCCUCCCAGCCGUUCCGCGAAGUUCAUGCUCGCCAUGGUUUGUCGGCAAUGGAAGGACCUUAUCUGGAAUACCCCUCAACUCUGGUCGACCCUCAGUAUCAACGCUACGCGUAGCAACCAUCGAAUGCGGUCGCUCGACCAGGUGAGACCGAUGCUUUCGCAUCACUUGGCCUGCGGACAAGCGUCCCCCCUGGACGUGGCCUUCUCAGAGCUCGAGAUGGAGGCAGACAGAGAAGCACUCGGCGCCAUAGCCUGCCCUAUCCUUGGACCAUCAUUCGCUCGCUGGACGAGUGUCCACCUGCAUUCCAUGGACUUUGGCUGGUUGCUCAAAUCGUCCCUCCUCCCUGGCGACCUCCCUGCGCUUAGAACUCUCGCCAUUACGGAUAACGGAUUGUCCAUUUCGCACACGUUUGAGGAACACACGGAGAGGGUCAAGAACUGGCAGGUCCCUAACCUCAACCGGUUGAUCUUGAAUGGUCUCCUCUCCAUCAAGAUAAACCUCCCACCGUGGACUCCAUUCCUCUCGCAGCUCUCGCACUUACACGUCACUGGACCGAUCGUCGUACCUCUCCUCAUGGAAUAUCUCAGCAACACUCCACAGCUAGAAUGCCUUAUCGUCGAGGAAGUAUCUGGGAAGCGUUGGGGAGUAUCAUGGGCCGAUGAAGAAGGGAUCGGAGACAUGGAUUCGAUCUGGCCUCGAGUACACCUCGAGAAGCUCACACGUAUCCGGAUCGGCAGCGAGUUCCUGCUUCCACAGUACAACGGAGGAAGCGGGCCCAUCCAAUGCCCAUCCUUGGUCGACCUCGAAGCCGAUCUGACCAUCAACCUCUGGAACCACCGAUCUAACCAAAUCUUCGUGGCCCUCACAACUUCUUCACUGAUUGGGAAGUGGAUUCAGAACUCCGGAUGUAACCCACAGCGACUCCAGCGCCUCGUCGUCGCCAACCUUAUUCCCCAUAAAGAAAACACCGAUUCCCUGGUCGACGUCCUCAGCACUCUUACGACCCUUCAGACUUUGGAACUCACGCUCGGCUUUCCAUCGCCAAAUGAGACGGCGUUGGGUAUUGGUUUGGUUUCUCUCCUCCGAGCGAUGUCACGGAAUAGCGACAAAGCCGGAGGGUUGCACGGUGGGACGGGUAGCGACGAGAGCGGAGUACAGGUCGAUGCAGCUACGCCAUGCCUCCUACCCAACCUCACCACAUUCAAGAUCGGCACUGCGGCCAAAUUUGCGUCUUCGAGUGCCAGUCUGGAACCCUACAUCCCAGAUCUUAUCAGCAUGUGCAAAUCGAGGUUACCGACGGACGAACCUCCUCGUACCCCUGGGCCAGACGCGGUUGGAGGAGCGGAGGUAUUUCUCUCCUCGGUCUGUAUUCAGGACCAGAGGGCGGCAUCAGAGGAGAAUCUAGCGUUUCUGGAGGGCCUGCGACGUCUUUCCCGACUGAAAGGACACUCGGAAUUUCGGAUUUGGAUCGAAGGGAAACCUCCCUGUGCGGUCGAUGACGAUUUGGGGUGCGAUGAUUUCCCGAGCUGGUUCAGACCCUUCACUAUGAGCGGUAUUAAUUCCUGA
Molecule: messenger RNA, 1704 nt
Organism: Coprinopsis cinerea okayama7#130
Lineage: Eukaryota; Fungi; Basidiomycota; Agaricomycetes; Agaricales; Psathyrellaceae
Exons: 2
Coding region: 1-1704 (567 amino acids)
Molecular function (GO): protein binding
Source: RefSeq, a predicted model, not a curated record